Hydractinia symbiolongicarpus is the source of this 2131-nucleotide messenger RNA. RefSeq names its product major facilitator superfamily domain-containing protein 4A-like. The transcript has a single exon. Gene Ontology annotation, biological process: transmembrane transport. Bases 140 to 1948 code for a protein of 602 amino acids. NCBI's taxonomy places the organism in Eukaryota, Metazoa, Cnidaria, Hydrozoa, Anthoathecata, Hydractiniidae. The record is from RefSeq and is a predicted model, not a curated record.
ACAAACAGAAAAAGUCAAAAUGACAAACAUAGAAUAUUCGGAAUAAUUUCAAAGCGUGAUUUGCAGGGAAAAAGUACCCCUCUUGAUAUUGACGAGGAAACCUUACGCAGUUAAUAUGAUGUCACACGUAUAGUAAAGCAUGGACUUGAACGAUAGCAAGCAAAAAGUCUCUCCAACUUUCGGUAAUCGCCCGCGCGCCGCAAGCACGCCGAAAAUACCGAAAAGAAAGUUGCCUCACGAAGAAGAAACUCCUCCACACAAAUCUACCCAAGCAAAUCUAGAAGAUGCAAUCCCGCAAGACUCAUUUGACACGCAACAAGCUAAAUGUACGCCGAAAAUACAAGCCAGUUUCGUAUUAUGCUGUGGCUUUUUAUGUUUUGGCUCCUCAAUGGCGAUAAUCGGACCGACCAUUCUAGAAUUGGGUUGCUUAACGGGCGAAGACGUGGGUGCUAUGAGCUGGGUGUUUUUUGCGCAAACAUGUAGUGCUUUGCUGGGGGCUAUCGGAAGUGGCAUUAUAACGGAUCAGUUCCAAAUCAAUUAUAACAUCUUUUUAGCCGUUGUGAUCACAAUUCAUGCAGUAGCCUUAGUAAUUAUACCAUUUAUGAGAGUGUUGGGUACUUUGUUAGUGUUCACGUCAAUGCAUGGUUUAUUCGGUGGAUUUCAAGAUACAGCAACAAAUUUACGAAUGAUUAUCAUGCACGGACAAGACGUGCCGCCGUAUUUACAAACAUUGUUCUUUUUCUACGGCGUCGGAGCUUUUUUAAGUCCUAUAAUUGCUGGUAAUUUUCUAAGUGACGAAUGCAAUCGAGGAGAGAGUGACGGACUAAGUGAGUUUGCGUUUUCACGUCGUCGCCGACACAAUGGAAUUGGUUUAGGGCAUUGGAUGCGACAAAUGAAAGAAACAGAGAUUAUGUUGACGUCGAAUGCGACAAAAACUGGCAGUACGACUUUACAUACGGAAAUUAUUCGAAUAACGACGACUAAAGUUUAUUUCGCAUACAUAAUCGUAGCGAUCAUUCACGUGGUCGUAACGUUAGGCUUGUGGUACUUAUUCGUCGUGGAAAGAAAAAGACGGCAAGAUUUAAAUAUAUCAUUAGACGGCACAACUGUAUCGACGGAUCCUUUGGAAGAUUCCGUCUCCAGGAGUGAACGUAGCGACGUCGACCCGUCAAUUAAAACACAAGUUUAUUGUAUCAGUUUUUGGAUUGCUGUUAUGGUCUUUAUAUCCGACGGUUUGCAAGGUUCGUUUGGCAGUUACAUAUAUACAUAUGCCGUCAAAAGUAACAUCGGUAUACCGCCCGACGACGCGGCGUAUUUGAACAGUCUGUUUUGGGGAGCCUUAGCUUUAGGACGUUUGUUAGCAAUUUUCGUUUCGAUGUACGUCUCGCCACGUGUGAUGUUACUUGUUGACGUAGUUGGAUGUCUUGCCUCGAUUGUCCUGAUGUUUAUAUUCCGUUUUAAGGUUAUUUCGCUAUGGAUAGGCACUGCAACUUUCGGUUUAUGCCUCAGUAAUAUAUUUCCUACCAGUGUUUCAAUGGCUGAAAGUUAUUUCCGCCUGACUGGCACGAUCACGUGCUUUUUUGUUGUCUGUAGUGGAUUGGGUGAAAUGGCUAUACCGCUGCUGAUUGGCAAGUUAUUCGAUGUAGUUGGACCAAUAAGCUUUCUAGCUAUAAGUUGUAUAUUGUGUUUUUCGUCCGUUGGAAUUUACGUAGCGGUGGUUAUUACCGGAAAGGGAAUCACCCUACGACAGUUGGAAUUACAAAGGAGUUUCUCUGCAGAAAACUCACCGAAUGAAGUCGUCAGUAUUGACACACCUUCGGGGACGCUUGACUUUACUCAGGACCCGUUAACUGGAAAUAAAACUGAAGACGGUAUUGGUACAUCGAGUCCAAUGAUGCUUUUGCCAAGCAAGCAUGAAAAUGGCAGUGAGAAUAAAAAGGAGAGCUAGUAUGAUAUAGAAUUAAUAUUAUAUUUAUAGGUGUAUUUUUUUAAUUUCUAUUGCACAUCUUUUUAGCUUUUUUACAUUAUUUAGUAAGACAUAUUUGAAUUUAAAAAAAUGUAACUAUCCAUGCUUUUAUCCAAAGGAGAGUUUCUUAAUUUUUAAUAAAAAAACGAAGGUGCCGUCUUUAGA